AUGAAAGAAAAGAAGAAAUCAAAACUGAUCUGUAACGUUGGCGACACCAAAUAUAAAGUAGUAAAACACAUCGCAAGCAAAGUCUUUGGAAUGACACUUACAAGAAGCGAAGAAGCAGAAUGAGACCUCAAAUGGACUGACUCAGCAGUGCAGCCAGAAAAACUUUGCAGUAUGAAGCCAUUUCAAAAAAUCAACCAUUUUCCAGGAAUGUACUCAAUCACGAGAAAAAGCAAUUUGGCAUGGAGCCUCAACAAAAUGAGGAAGCUCUUCCCUAAGGAUUAUAAUUUCUAUCCCCGCACAUGGGUUUUGCCAGGAGAUCUUGGGGAUUUUAAAGCACAAAUGGAUAAAAAGAAGAAAAUUUUUAUAGUCAAGCCAGAAGCCUCUUGCCAAGGCCGAGGGAUAUUUCUUGUGAAAAAACCUGAAGAUUUAACAGUAACAGAAGGGUAUGUGGCUCAAGAGUAUGUUAAAAGCCCAUUUUUGCUUGAUGGCUUAAAAUUUGAUUUAAGAGUUUAUGCACUCGUAGCUGGCUGCGACCCUUUGAGAGUAUUCAUCCAUGAAGAUGGGUUAACGAGGCUAGCAACUCAUCAAUACCAAAAACCAAAAAAAAAGAAUAUGAAGGAUGCGUGCAUGCAUCUAACAAAUUACGCAGUCAACAAGCACAGUGGACUUUUUGAGUUCAAUGAAGAAGCUGAAGAAGACGAUAGUGGGCAUAAGCGAAGCUUGAAGUCAACCUUAGCUUUCUUUGAAAGCCUUGGCCAUGAUGCCAAUGCUUUGAAAGCAAAGAUAGGAGACAUGAUAGUUAAGACGCUUUGUGCAAUUCAGCCUUCACUGUCACACGCAUAUAGAUCAUGCCAGCCAAAUGAUCUCACGAACUCGAUGUGCUUUGAAAUACUAGGAUUGGAUAUUUUGAUUGACCACAAGCUGAGACCAUGACUGCUGGAGGUAAACCACACUCCUUCGUUUACAACAGACUCACCACUCGAUUGGAAAAUCAAAAAGCGAGUUAUAAAAGAAUCCAUCAAAAUGAUGAAUAUUAACUCUCCUCCCUCCGUGAGCAAACAAAAAAUAAAUCUCUAGCUAAAUCUGUAUAAUUUUAAACAGUUUGUAUUUUAAUCAUAAAUAAAUUAUUUUACUUUUCAAUUUUUGCAAUUUUAAAUUUCGAAAAAAAUUAUUAUGAAAUAUAUAACUAAACGAUUUAUCCUUCCGUAACAAAAAUAAUUAUUUGUUUGCUCACGGAGAGAGGGGAGCAAGGCUUCCAAUAGGAAGCAUUAUUAUAUUAAUAAAAGUGUUGAAGCACAGCAAAGAUCAAUAGGAAAAGCAGUAAGAGAGACCAGAGAAGAAAGAAAAGAAAACCAGCGACUCCAAGCAGAGCUCAGAAAUCAGUGAGAAGAUGCGCAUAUGGGAGGAUUUACAAGGGCAUAUACAGAAGAAAAUAAAGCAAGCUACCAACAGUUCCUGCAGGCUGCUGAACAGAUCUGGAGUGAAUGAACAGGCACUCAAGCAUCAAGGCUUAAAAGGCUUGAAGAUCCUGCUACAAGCCAGCGACCAGAAGUUGUGAGUGCUCCUUCUAAAUUAAUUGAAGACAGCCACAAAACUAUAAGAUGUCGGACUGCAAAGACGAGAUGUCUAAGCCCAGAUAACCAUCCAGAAGUCCAGAAUUUCGAUUCCAAAACGAUGGUCCCAGCCGAAGACCAUCCUGCGACCAAAACUCAUCGAGAAUGUUCUUCCAUGCCGACUUCAGUAGAUUUGAAGAUUUCAAAUCGAAGAGAAACACUCAGUGCCUACCUUACCAAAGCCAUCAGUGAAAAACGCUCUAUAGAAACCAGCUAUGAAAAUAAAAGGAUCCUAGGCUCCAAAAUCCAAAGUUCUCGAGUGAUCCCUUCGAAUAUGAAACUCCCAGGAGUCCAGAUCGGGAAUUUCUUGGUUCCCAAGGUUUAUGAGUUCACUGGCAGUGAAAUGAUGGCAAGGCCUGUGUUCCCAUGCAGGCCUCGUAGCGGUGUGUUUAAGCUUUAA
Blepharisma stoltei is the source of this 2013-nucleotide messenger RNA. Lineage: Eukaryota; Ciliophora; Heterotrichea; Heterotrichida; Blepharismidae. The record is from the annotation of a GenBank genome assembly.